CUCCGGAAGGCUGACUGCUUACUACAUGUAGAUCACGAUCCUGCACUCUCGUUCGUGUGCGUUCCUGUACACCCAAUGUGAGUCUUGCUGAUUCUAUAGGUGGAGACGGAUAGUUGCUGAACGUUCUCGGUUUGGCUCCGAUGAUCAGGGGUGGCCCUUGAUCGGCGAUGGUAGGUUAAGAGACUAAGAUACUGCAAGCUGAGGUACGUAGACCUCUUACAUGACCUUUGCCUAGGUACAUGUCAGUGGUAGGUGAUCUAACACUAAAGCUUCGUGGAGAUGUUGAUCAGCUCAAUGCACCAAGAUUUGGUGUCAUAGAAAUUGCUCUUUCUGGUAAUAGUAACGAGAUCCGAGGGGUAAAAUUCAAGUCUCGUAUUAUUGGGUAUAUUUGGAGAAAAAAGGUGCCAUUCAAAUGUCCAAGACCUUGUCGUUUAAGGUUUGGACAAAGAUCAGAUCAGCCGGGGCCAGGGAUGUAAGCGAAGUUUUGCUUCUGCCGAAGUUCAGCGUAACAUGGAGCGCAAUAAAUGAAAAAUAAGUGAAAAAAAAAACAUUUUUCAUGUAUUACCGCACUAGUAUGUGACAGCUCACACACUCCGGCUCCGACGUGGGUUCACAGGAGGGGCCAUAUCCGAGUCAGCGCAUUGAAAUGGCCGGGCCGUUGGUUAGCAGGGUCACCUUGAAAAUGCCUAGGUAUGUACUGUAACUGUCGUGUGAAGGAUGGAUGGGAGCUCACAGAUGAACAUUUGUGUCCCGUCAGCGAUAAUGCACGAGAGGGUUCUGACAGCCUGAACGACCAGCUACUCGGCCUGCAGAACCGAGGAUCAGGGGUACCUUGAGCAAUGGAGCCUGGAGGGUAUCACAAAUAAUGCCUGGGUCCUAUAACAGAAGGCCCCGUCAGUCAGAGAGGAGUUGUUUGGGUCGAAUAGCCAUGAUCUGAUCCUUCAAGGGUUCUUAGGAGCACUCGCUAUCGCUGGCUUCUGCAGAACAAGCUUUUGAGUUAUAGAAAACGGUUUCUUACAUGAGUUUAAGACGUAACUAUGACUUGCUCGACCUGAACUGAAUCUGUGUAAGUGGCAGGGAAGUUGACCUGUCGCGAUCUCUAUAAAUCCGUCGUCUUUCGAGCAAUUCCUUCGGUUUCCCAUUGAGUAACGAAACCAACAUGACCACUAUCUUGUCCGUUGCCUUACCUUAUACUACAUUCAACCUUCCUCCUCAUCAGCUCCACACAACGCGCACAGCGUGUAACACCUGGCUGGCAUGAAGAAGGUACCCGUUCUGCGUCGCACCUUCCCAAACACCUUACUCCCCGUGCAGGACAGGGCAGGCGCAGGGUUGGUAGUUACCUAGGCACAGUAUCUGAGGUGCCUGUACUCCGUAGCAUCCAGUCCUAGGAAACUGCGGCUGCCUUCCGAAAAGAAUCCUUCCUCUGUUUCUUACGGUUGACUAAUUCCGCCCGUAUUUGAUCUGACCCAAAGAGCUCUCUUCGCACAAGGCAUCUUACUCGCGGCCGAACGUAGAUCAGGGCUGAAUAUGACCUAUACAACAUUUCGAUAUGAAUUGCCAGGGCUGAGCAAGCCACACAAACCAUUAUGCAAGCCCUACAUAAUCGAUUGUCUGUCUGACAAGAGGAGAAGGAGCUCCGGGCUAGCUGCACUUUGCAUAGGGUGAAGAGAGAAGUAUUCCUAUUCCUUUCCGAGGUGACGUUGGCUUUCGGCCAACGGCUUGUCUGCACCAUCUCGGUCGACGAGCAUAACUUGUUCACACUCUGCAGCAAACUCAGCGCCAUCAGAAAAAAAGAUGCCACCGCCGAAAAAAGAGGAAACAACACCCAGAAACAGUGACGUCGAACAUAAGGGCUAAAAAAGACUCCCGCCACGAAGACGGCAGCGAUAGAUGGACAUGGUUUAGCCCACAAAAAACCGUUGUCUUUCCCGUCCGUCAUGUUCAAUCCUAACGACGCCCCCCCAAAACGACAUAUCAGCUCAACGGCCAACAACCACAUCCGGCUCCAUUAGUCCCCCAAUUCCCCUCGAAACGUCCUAGCUUCAUGAUCCAACGUGAAUCCCUUCAGCCCAGGGUCGUUUUUUCCCAGGCAUGGCAUACAUUUUCGUUGGGUGAGCUACAGGCUUGCAGCCCCCUCCCCCCUGGUUGUAGCCAGCCACCCCCCCCGCUCCUCGGUUGCGAACUUGGAUCAGACCACCAUAAUACAGACGUAUACUUACAGAAUUGUGUGGUCAGUACGCGGUCUGAUUUGGAUCAGAAGCCAUCCGUACCUGGUUGGAGUGUUCCUGUCAAAAUUACCAAAUCAAUGGAACCAUCUAGUUACAGUUAUCAUCUCCGUGCUGCGGCAUCCGAAACAACCGGACCACCGUACGAAGUCAUAGCAAAAUGAAGAAGCUUGUGGUAUCACCUAGUAUCACGAUGGCCGUGCCUCAGUCACCUGGUCGUUAUUCCCAGUAUGCCCAGUGAGCUUCUCGACUUAUGAGUGGUCCUUCUUUCGAUGAACCACCUGAAUACCUGGGCUGGUCGAGCUGUGGCACUUGACAGAGCGAGCGGGCUCUUGGCUUUUAUGAGAUAACAGAUGAAUAACGUCCUUCUCUCUCCAGUUUAGAACGGGCAAGAGCCUUGUGGAGUGCCUGGAUAGCCUAGUUUAAGAAGAUCCAGAUCUGACCGCUCACAAUCGUCACUACAACAUGAUUCGGCAUCGCGCCAAACUGACAGAACUCGGAGAACGACACUGGCAGGGAAGAUAUAGGCGCCUCAAACAUGCACUCUUCCGCGCUUGACAUGUGAGCGGUAGGGCUUGUCAAGCCAAGAUGUCCAAUAAAGGCUGGAUGGGCAAGGUCUCGAUAUGCCGAUCACUUUACAGAGCACGAAUGCCCAAAGUACCACUUACAGUCGGUCCCCGUCUCCUUCCCGGACCUAAUCCCCGCCCCGGUUUCCUGUCUCCUCCCCCCAAAGGAGUCCACCUAUUUCCCAGGUCCAAUUCCAGCUCGGGUUUCCCAGAAGCUGUCCCCAAGUCCCCCCUUGGGCGGUAAAGGCGGGGGCACUGGCCAAUUCGAUUGUCGAGUUAAUGCAAACACAAUCAGGGCGUCGACUUGAAUCCACACAUGGCUCCUCCAUCAUUCAGCAUUGGCUUUCCCACGGCCACGGAUUCAUACCAGCCACAUCUUCCUAUUGGAAGCCUAAUAGUUCACGUGGGGAAGGGAAGAGAAGCUUGUCCUGCUUUGACACAACACCAUCAGGUUGCCCUAUGUUAUUUUUGACAAAACAGAUCUCACCACAUCCUAUAACUAGGGCGAAUGCGUGAGCACGCCAGAGUGUAGUCAUCAAGGGCCUCGAACCAUAUUACCGCUCAGGCCUCGGGACAACGUUGGAUGUCCCCGUGACUAGUCACUCGACUCUUACAGCCUCAGGGGAAGAGGCGACAGACGGAGGAGGAGAAGGAAAGGGGCCGGAGGCCAAAGUACGAGAAAACGAAAGACCACCACGAGGAUACGCAGUCGAUAGUGCGGCUGAAGAGGGAACCUCAGGUACGCGGAGCGGCAGUGAGGAAGGCCUUGAAUACCGUUAGUGGAAACGAAAGGCACGGCCACUCAUUCGCUCAUCAUCUGAGAAAGAAUUAAGGGCCGGAAAAGACAUUCGAUCCGUCACCUAAUAGGUGACCGAUUGUCUCGUGGUGCCGAGAAAUCUCUUUGGUGGGGUGACAUUUUAUCUUGUGUUUGGUGGGAGCACGAGACUACCGUACAGCAUCGCCCCUCCUGGAAUGGGAACAGGGCCCUCGAUCUUCUAAUUUACUUGUUGGCUGCAAAUCGGCGUCCGUGGUGCUAGAACUAUUGAGCAGGUUCCAGUGACGUCGGAGUCUGCGGCUUCAAAUUGCUGUAUAAGCAGUCGGGUCCUUUAAACAACCAACCUCCGUGGCGAAGUACGGUGCCGGCCACGGGCCCAAGCCGACUGAACCAACAGACGUUGUUUAUCAAGACGUUCACUGAUCGAAGCUCGAUCGCACUUCCACUCGAUAUCAUACCUGGAUCCUUAGAUCACAAUCGACGACCAGUUGCUAUUAAAGUGACAGCCAGGGCACGCCUGGUUGCAUAGGCAAAAGCGAUAUCCGGCCCACUCCUUCAGACAUCUAAACACAAGAGCUGGACGAACACUCGAGUGGCUACGCAAGUCCAGAAUUUGCUGUAGCCUCCGACCUCCAAUCCCACCAUGGCGGGGGAUCAUAACGAGGACCAGUCAUUCUAUGACUUUCUCAUAGAAGAGCCAGAGGUACGUUAAUUGACGACGAGGCGACGGGUGGAGAGUGUACUGCUGCCCCCUUGUGCGAUGUGAAUUAAAGUUGAAGAGGAAGUUUGGCCAGUUGGAGAUAUCCUGUCGAGGUCAAUGCUCAAUAGCAUGUCAUGGUUGCAGCAAAGCAGCUGAGACAUGUCAACACCAUGCAUCAGGCCAGUGGCUAAGUCUCGACCCAACUGGUGUCUGUCUCGAUUCCGUCUCUCCCGAAGGAUGACUCGAGCUAUUGAAUCAUGGUUUGUUGUCGCGCCCUGGUAUUCAAUGGUACCACCGAAAAACUCGUUUAGAAGAGGCCAUUUUUUCGCAAAAGUUUCCUCGUCAAACGAGACACAUUCAAUUCAAUAGCUCAGGGGCAAAAGAACCGGCAGGGGAAAAGAGCUGAAGCGAGUCGAGACCUGGAGGAGACAGUAGAGUGGCAAUUUUGAGACAGAAAACAGGAGAUGAAAGAGAAGAGUGAACAAUCAGUGAAGAUGGAAUAAAGUCUAACGUUUGGCGUUUCCGUUGGAGCAGAUGAUAGCGCCGGCACCAUCCGGUCAUUUCCCACAUCAACAGCCCAUUUCGUCGCCGAAUCGAACGAGCCGCGAUGCGCCGCCACGGCCAGAACCGACCGAAAUCGAGACCCACCACCACGCGAAUCCAAACGCAAAUCAUCACUCGGGUCCGGUGACCUUACCGGGCCCGGUACUCGGAAUGCAAUUGCCGGGCACCGUUCCUGAAGCGUCACGUGCACAAUCACGCGCUCACCUUGAAAUUGACCUUGACAUCGACUUACACGCGCAGCAACACCCACAUGGUUCCCAUCUUUCUCAUGGUGCGCAUCCCCAGGCGCAUGGAAUUCAUGGUCCCGGCCAUGGCCAUGGAGCUCAUUCAGCUCAGAGUUCAGCGAGUCUUCCGCCCGCUGGGUUUGCAAGUCACAUCCCUCCCGCCUCUUCUGGUCCAAUGUCGAUGGAUUGGAGCAUGUACCAUGUUCCUCCAAAUUUGCAGCUAAAUCACCCUCACUUUGAUUUUGAGAUCCCAGGGCAUAUGGGCGUUGUUGGGCAUUCGAACCCUCUUUCGCAUGCGCCGACAGAUCCGGCCUCAUUUUCGUACGGAAGCAAUCUCGUUUCACCUUCAAGCAUUCACCCGAAUAGUGCCCACUUCGAUACAGGCGUUCCAAAUCAAUGGGACGAUUCUAUGAGCCAUGAUGCCAGCACUCCAAAAGUGCGGACCCCCGUUCAUCAUGUUGCCACCAACCCCUGGGCCGACAUAGACGAGCCUACGGGAGACAAUAGCGCGACACCUGCUUCUCGUCCACGAAAGACUCCUCGACCGAGACGACAAAAGAAAGAGGCUCGCAAACUAUCGGACGCUUCUCAGGGGGCUAUGAGUAGCAGUACUGGCGGGACAGCACCUUCGAUAUCCGAUGCUGCCAGUCCCAGUUCUGCGUCGCAGAACAGCCGUGCCAGUAUUGGCUCCAAAUCAGUGUCCAUGGCCUCGACAGUAUCGACAGCGUCUAGCCGCCAAAGCAAGCUCCGCAGUGCUUCUCGGACGUCCAAAAAUAGUCGAGACAAGCCCAACGACACUCCCGAAGACCGUCGAACACGAGCCUCUCACAAUCUCGUCGAAAAGCAAUAUCGAAAUCGCCUCAAUGCCCAAUUCGAAUCUCUCCUCAGCACGCUGCCCGACCAACUCCGCCAUGGGGAAAGUAGCAGCGGCAAUGGAAACGAGGAUAACGAAUCCGACCAUGCAAACGAUGCUGACAGACGUGUCAGUAAGGGCGAGGUGCUUGAAAUGGCUCGCAAGCAUAUUCAAGCAUUAGAACGUGAGAGAAAUCAACUCGAACUCGAGAACCUUGAGCUUCAUGGCAGCCUACGACGACUCAAAGAAUCAAAUUCCGAAAGCGCGACAUCCUCGUCGGGCCAAGAGAACUCUGCCGAAGCCGACACGAAUAAGGAUCCUAAGAGGGAGCGGGAUGAUGAUGAUGAUGAUGAGAAAGAAGGUUCAUAACAAACAACAUAUUGUGGGUAUAGAGAGGCAAUAGUUGCACAGUCACUCAAAGUUUUUGAGAGUCAGGCUUCUCAAACAACAUGUUCGUGAAUGAGUACAUGUUUGAUAAGUUUGCAUCUCUCUUUAACCAUUCAUAGUCUCUUCAUAUUCCUAUUCUUGUUUGAUUAUCCUUUGGCUUGCUUCAUUUGUUCGCAUAGCAUGUUGGUCCCAUGGUGAUUUGUUUUACGUGGACACUCCUUAGUCCUUACCCAUGCGACCUAUUACCAGACGCCCUAUUGAUAUUCGUUUUCAUGUUUUGGUUCUCAAGUUGUGACAGAUUCAAAAGGGGCGUGGGGCUCAGGCAGUAUCAAGAAUGGAAGUGACUCUGUCCUUUCAUGGGUGCUUGCUUAUAUGUUUGUUUGGUCUUGUAUGUUUGUUUUUGAUAUUCCUUUUGUAUUCCCUCACUUAGACAUGCUGUUUGAUUGUUCUUGUUACACCUCCUUCCCUCAUUACCCAUGCCAUCCUUUCUUUGGACUUACGACUCACAUGACACAAAAGCCACAGCACCACAGUACCGCACAGCACAUAGAGACAUGGCUUGACUUGAUCGGACUGGACACAUGGUCUGUGUUACAUCAUGUUGCCACGCCUUCUUACUUGAAUCUUCUUCUUUGUCUACAUUGGUGUGGAGCAUUAGGGUUCUAUAAGGGAGGGAGCUCUACGGUUUAGUGUUUUAUAUGGAGCAAGAACGGGAGGGCAGAAGGAAUAAAGAAAGACAUUAGAAAAUGGGAAAGGGAUAGACAUGGUUUUUGAGCAUGGGUUAUAUGACACUGGCUUAUCGGAGACAUGUCUGUCUAUAAUCAAGUUCAUGGAAUAGACUUAUGGUUGCGGUUUGAAAUUCAUUCCACAAUUAUGCAUGACAAGCAUCUUCGGUCAACCUCCGUAACUUUAGUCUACGUUGACUCUGUCUUGGAGAAACUUUAGAAAAGUCGGAUAUUUAUAUUCGACAGCUAAAGCAGCUGAUGUCAUGAGCAAGACGUUGUAUACUUUUUGUUUUUGAAUCGUCUUUGCAUUGUAUGAACCACUACAUUCAAUACGACCCUUGACGCGUGCAAUGCAGGGAUUCAGAGGCAGACAUCAUCUCAAAGAAUGUAUCCUAAUUUCAGUUGCUCAAUAAAAUAAGUUCUGGUCACAUCGCAUGGGAAUUAAUGAAUGCUUGGUUGUUAAACUUCAACAUUUUUUUAGUCAUUUUUAACUUAGUAUAUAUACAAAAAGCAAGUAAAUGUCUCAAAGUCAGCGCGCUUGGC
This is a messenger RNA of Fusarium verticillioides 7600, 7565 nucleotides long. RefSeq lists its product as hypothetical. Bases 4804 to 6279 code for a protein of 491 amino acids. Gene Ontology annotation, molecular function: protein dimerization activity. The record is from RefSeq and is a predicted model, not a curated record. NCBI's taxonomy places the organism in Eukaryota, Fungi, Ascomycota, Sordariomycetes, Hypocreales, Nectriaceae. The transcript is spliced from 2 exons.